AUGCCCAUCCAACCUUAUGACCACUUGGAAUGGAAUGAUUCUAUGCACUCCCUUCGGAUAAGUGUGGGUGGACUUCCUGUCCUUGCGUCCAUGACCAAAGCUGCUGACCCCCGUUUUCGACUCCGCUGGAAGGCAAUCGUAGUAUCUUCCCUGUGUUUUGGCUUUGUGCUAUUGCUGCUGUGCUUCCACCGUUCAUCCACAGGAAGGCCAGUCCAGACCAACAUCCACAACCGAAGACUUAGUCAGUUUGCAGGUGACCGGUACAAUGACACUUACCCUCUCUCACCACCCCAGAAAACUCUCAAUGGAGUUCAAUACCGAAUUGCAGUUAUCGCUGACUUGGACACUGAAUCCAGGGCCAAAAAGGAAAAUACCUGGUUCAGUUACCUGAAAAAGGGCUACUUGACCCUAUCAGAAAGUGGAGACAAAGUGACUGUGGAAUGGGAUAAAGAGGACAGUAUCCUAGAAUCCCACCUGGCUGAAAAAGGGAGGGGCAUGGAACUCUCAGAGCUGAUUGUUUUCAAUGGGAAGCUCUACUCAGUGGAUGACCGAACUGGAGUAGUAUACCAGAUUGAAGGCACUAAGACAGUGCCUUGGGUGAUCCUGUCAGAUGGAGAUGGUACAGUGGGAAAAGGUUUUAAAGCAGAAUGGUUGGCUGUGAAAGAUGAGCAUCUGUAUGUUGGAGGCCUGGGCAAGGAGUGGACCACCACUACUGGUGAAGUGAUGAAUGAAAACCCUGAGUGGGUGAAGGUGAUUGGCUACAAAGGCAAUGUAUAUCAUGAAAACUGGGUAUCUAACUACAAUGCUUUGAGAGAUGCAGCUGGGAUUCGCCCCCCAGGCUACCUAAUUCAUGAGUCCGCUUGUUGGAGUGACACAUUGCAGCGAUGGUUCUUCUUGCCCCGUCGGGCCAGCCAUGAACGUUACAAUGAAAAGGAAGAUGAACACAAGGGUACCAACCUUCUCCUCCACUCUGCUCAAGACUUUGGAGACAUCUCUGUGAACCAUAUUGGGGAAAUAACCCCAACACAUGGCUUCUCUUCCUUUAAAUUCAUUCCUAACACAGAUGACCAAAUCAUUGUGGCCCUGAAAUCAGAGGAAGAUAAUGGCAAAAUUGCUACCUAUAUCAUGGCCUUCACUCUAGAUGGACACUUUCUCCUCCCAGAGACCAGGAUUGGGAGUGUAAAAUAUGAAGGAAUAGAAUUUAUUUGAAACAGGACAAAAAGACUUUUUCAUGGAGCAUAGCCAAAUGGCUAGAAUGUGUAAGCUGUGUCAUUACUUUGGUUUUAUACAAAUGAGAGGACUUUAGACUUUUAUUUUAAUGAUUUUUUUUUAAAGAUUCUUUUUUGCUGCAAUGAGAGAUGUGUGUCCUGAUUGGGUAGCUGCCAGAGGAAAAAGAUCAGAUUCAGGGUAGAACAAGUAAAGGAUUUCUUUGUAGUUGCUGAAAUGGACCUGGCUUCUGUUAGUGGUGUUUGUGCUAUAAUAUGUUUCCACAUUGGCACCUGGUGGUGAAAAGCAGUCAUUAUCUUAAAUUCUAUUCAGGCUAUACAGUUCACUUCCUACUGCAGGUAUAUGGACAGUUCCAGCAUCUAAUUCCCCCCAGUUUCAUUCUUGAGAAAAAUAUUCCAGAGCCAGUAGAGGUUGGGGGGAAAGAUGACUUUAAUUAAGGAACCUGAGUCUAUGAAAAUCAGUAUUAAAGUACUAGGACCUAGCAAGUGCCCUGAGAAAGAAAGCCAACUUUUUCUUUUUUCCAAGUUUUAUAUAAGAUAAUCUCUAUCUCAGUGGCAGCUGACCUCAUUUUACCUAUUUGGGACAAACUACAUUAUAGCAGCAUGGCACUUUUAAAUCUAACUUAUUUUAAGAAAAAAUAAUGCCCUUUAUUAUAAAAUUGAGUCACCAAAUUUAAUCACACAACAGGAAGUCCUUUACUUAAAUCAUUCACCCAUCAGACAAUAAGUGGCCAUUGGGACAAUCUGUUCUGGGUAAAGACCAAAAAAAAAUGCAUACAGUGAAAGAAUAAUUGUAAUUAGAUAGUGUUAUAGUUAGUAAAGCAACUUUUUAAAUGGUCCUGAGCCUUGUUACCAAUAGGAAGUUAACAGAAGAAAUUUUGAACUUCUUCAGGAACAAAUUGGAAACUUUCAUGUCUUAAAAGCUUUCACAGAGGCCUUGAAUUUUCACUUUCUUGCCUUUUUAAGUGGAAUGUUGGUUUCUGAAAUAAAUAAACUUAUGUUCCCUGAACUUUUUAUUCCCUGGAACUCACAAUUGAGACCCAGACUUUAAAUUUCCCUGGAAUAAUUUUUGUGUGGCAUCCAUCUAUCAUCCACCCUUCUAUCAUCUCACCUUGAUCUCAGGCUGCCUCUGUUUUCCAAUGUCUUCUCUAAACACUCCUUGGUACAGGCAAGGUAGAGUUUGAGAGAAAGAAUGACUGAGAACAAAACUAAGAAGGGAAGUUUCUCUCAGUGUGCAGUGUUCCUCCCUAGAAGAGCUACCUCAUUUUCUUAUGAUUAUUUUUUCUUGUAAGAAAAACUGUCCGGUUGAUGGGUAUUAAGGAUGGGUGAGUGAAAUGAGAGAAUCUUUCUUCCUGGAUUAAUCAAUGACAACUUUUUCUCAACUUGAAACUUUGAUACAUUUUCUCUGAGGGAAUCCAAUUAUGACCUUUCUUGUUCUGAAGGUCUGUUUCUUUAUACUGUAAACAAAGGGGAAAAAGUAAAUUUAAAUUAUUGUUUACCUACAACUUACAGGCACUAAUUCAUAUCCAGCUGGUAUACAGAUAUGCCCCAGUAGAGCCAAGCGAGGCCAUCUGUGUCAUCUCCUCUCUACUUCUCUAUGGUAAAUGUCAGUUGUGUAAUCACACAAAAAGCAAAGAACUUAGGGAAGGACAUGGAAAAUUUGAGAGAAUUGUUAGUUUUAGUCUGGAAUAUUUUCUGCCAGGUUUGAAGUCAGUUGUGAGAAGGACCUUCCAGGUGUUUAGAGAUCAGUAAGAGUAAUCCCCAGCUUUGGCAUUACUGGAUUCACAAUUUCUACAUGGUCAGUGAUUUUCCAAAAUCUUUAAAUUAUUCUGCCUUCUUUUUUCCCUUCCCUCUCUCUUUAUUGCUGUAAACUCAAUGAUUGUGUUCCUUGCCUGCUGGAUUCAUUUGUUAUAAUAAAGUUUCAGAGGGGAA
Molecule: messenger RNA, 3158 nt
Organism: Gracilinanus agilis (Agile Gracile Mouse Opossum)
Lineage: Eukaryota; Metazoa; Chordata; Mammalia; Didelphimorphia; Didelphidae
Gene: CANT1
Product: calcium activated nucleotidase 1
Exons: 3
Coding region: 1-1209 (402 amino acids)
Biological process (GO): proteoglycan biosynthetic process
Molecular function (GO): UDP phosphatase activity; calcium ion binding; GDP phosphatase activity
Source: RefSeq, a predicted model, not a curated record